Messenger RNA from Drosophila virilis, 2221 nucleotides. RefSeq lists its product as uncharacterized. The record is from RefSeq and is a predicted model, not a curated record. Lineage: Eukaryota; Metazoa; Arthropoda; Insecta; Diptera; Drosophilidae.
CGCAGCAGCAGUAGCAGCAGCAGUAGCAGCAGUAGCAGCAGCGACAGCCGCAGCGGCCGCAUCAAAACAGCCAGCGUCACUGAGAGCCGCAGCGGUCGCGGUCGCGUAAGCGGGCAAUGAGCAACUACGAAAAUUCAAUAGAACUGGGUAAACGCCAGCAGCGACAGCGGCACCACCUUCUCCAUCAGCAGCAGCAGCAGCAGCAGCAGCAGAAGCAGCAACAUUAUAACCAGCGUCACGCUGCGCGCCGUCGCAGUUGCCGUUGCCGUUGCCGUUGACGACGCCGUCGCCGUCGCUGUUGGCGUCGCUGUUGAAGACCGAGUUUAUAGUCAGAGCGACAGUUAAGCGACGGCAGCGGCAGGUGUCAUUUGAAUUUCAAGUGCGCGGACGCGUAAAAAUCUAAAACCGAGUUUAAAACGCACGCGACGCCGACGCCGACGCUGACGCGGACGCGACGUUGACAGCGAUGAGUGCGCGCCGCGAUGGUCAACAAAAUGCCGAUGUUGUCGCCGCCGUGUCCGUAACUAAAAUCGUAACCGAAACCGAAUCCGAAACCGAGUCAAUGCUCAAGAUAAUGACAGCGACGCCGGCGUCAGCGACAACGACAGCGACAACGGCAACGACAUCAGCGUCGACGGCGCUGACAACGGUUAACGCUCAAAAUAAAUGCGCGACGGCAGCGCCAACGACUUUUAGUUAUCAGAGAGCAGCGAAGCGUUGCGCACGCCUCGAACAGACAACAGCGGCAGAAUUGGCACCAGCAUCGGCAAUAGAAAAAGAACCAAAAGAAGCAUUGGCAAAAGAGAGAGCAACAACAACAACAACUAUUGCGUGUGUUAUUCCAUGUGAACGUCAGCUUCGUCUCGCUGAGCACAAGGCGCAAUUGCGCGCAGCUUUCUUCCAGGAUUUCAACGCAAUCGCAGCGCAGCAGCAGCAGCAACAGCAACAGCAGCAUCCAGUGAGAGAGCGAGAGAGCGAAAAAGCUUUUGAUUCCAGGACGCGUAUACGACAGCUGAUUGAAAAGUUUCAGGCAAUGAUUGUACAGCAGCCAGCAGCAGAGCAGCCGCAGCUGAAGCCAGCUGUGAUUGCGGGCAGCGCUGCCAAUUCGGAUGAGGGCUGCAAUGCGGGCGGCUUGAGUCCCUGUAGCAGCGACAACGAAUGCGAUGCUGUCGCCCGCCGCAAGCCAAAGGUGACGCGUUGUGCGAGCAGCGACUCGGCGCUGGGCCUCGAUGUUGAUGAUGUUACAAUGGAAACACUGCCGACGCCGCAGCGACGCAUGACGCUGACCGUUACCGAUUUACCGUUGCGCCCGGCCCUGCUGCCACUGGCCGAGCCGACAGCGCUGCCCGAUUCGCCGUUAACCUCGCCGACCAGCGCCACAGCUGCCCUCGGUCUGGGCGUGGGCGUGGGCGUGGGUGUGGGCGCCGGCGUGCCCACCAAAGUGCUGCUGGAGGAGCGUGUCGUUGCGGCGCUGGCAGCGCCGCCCGGCUCACGCCGCGAGUCCACGCAAAGCUGCGUCAGCGAGCUGGGCAGCAUGGCGGGUGUACGGUAUGUGCGAACGCCAUCUGUGGUCGUGUCCGACUAUUCGGAUGAUAUAACCGCUUGCGGCAUCAGCAUGGAGGAGAUGGAGUAUUUUCGAUUGCAGCGCGCACGCUGCCAGCGUCGCUGUUCGCUGGAAGCGAGUGCCGCUGCCGCCGGCAGCAUCGGCGGCGCCAAGGAUGAAGCUCAGUCGGAUGUGAGCGCGGCGAGCAGCUGCAGCAAUUUGUAUUAUUGCGGCUCAACAAUUUCCGCCUUGGAUGGCGGCGAGUGCAUUGUUAACGGCAUACGCGUUGCUCUCGCCCGCAAAUCGAGUCACAGCAGCAGCGGCGAAUUGAGCGGCGGCGACGACGAGGACAUCGAUGAACAGUUGCAAUUGGAGCAGCAGCAGCAGCAGCGCCAGCUCGAACGGGAAAGAGAGCGACAGCUGAGCGAGCUUUUGGCUGCCACGCAGCUCAGCGAUGGCACUAAGAAGGUAUGUUGCACUUUGGUCGUAGUUAAAGCGAAUUCCGUUCGAAAGUUAACACUGAGCAAAACAAAAGACUUAAGCAAAGAACUUGCCGCAGCGGCCCAGGCGCAGUGUGGCCAGAUAAUCGUAUAACGCAUUCGUGUGAGAGCACGGCCAGAAACAUGGCCCUGUUUCCAUCCUCCUCGCGUCCGCGCACGCUGAUGGAGCAGCUGUUGG